This is a messenger RNA of Stomoxys calcitrans (stable fly), 900 nucleotides long. It is a transcript of the gene Coq7, whose product is annotated as 5-demethoxyubiquinone hydroxylase, mitochondrial. The transcript has 5 exons. Gene Ontology annotation, cellular component: nucleus; mitochondrial inner membrane. The coding region runs from base 102 to 707 and encodes 201 amino acids. Gene Ontology annotation, biological process: regulation of gene expression; ubiquinone biosynthetic process; regulation of reactive oxygen species metabolic process. Gene Ontology annotation, molecular function: 3-demethoxyubiquinol 3-hydroxylase activity. NCBI's taxonomy places the organism in Eukaryota, Metazoa, Arthropoda, Insecta, Diptera, Muscidae. The record is from RefSeq and is a predicted model, not a curated record.
CGAAGAUGAAGAAGCUAUUUAUUUAUUUUUAUCAGAACGAAGUAAAAGCGUAACAAUCUCUUGAAUUGCAUUAUUUUCUGGUUCAAGCAGUUAAAUCGAAAAUGAUGUUAACGAAUUUGAAAGCUUUAAAUUCCCGCAACCUUUCAUCUGUAGCCUUAAGAUGCUAUUCGUCAGCUGCCCCUAAACGUCCCUCAGCUUUGACUGAUGAGAUAAUACGGGUUGAUCAUGCCGGCGAAUUGGGUGCCGAUCGUAUUUAUGCAGGCCAAAUGGCUGUUUUAGGCAAUGGGCCCAUGGGCAAGACAAUUGCCCAUAUGUGGGAACAAGAAAAGGAGCAUCGCCGAAAAUUUGAAGUUCUUAUUAAUCAGCAUCGUGUUCGUCCCACCGUAAUGACACCAAUAUGGAAUAUUGCCGGAUUUGCUUUGGGAGCAGGUACUGCUCUUAUGGGUGAAAAAGCUGCCAUGGCUUGCACAGUAGCUGUAGAAACUGUCAUUGUUGAGCACUACAAUGAACAAUUAAGACAAAUAAUGGAAUCACCACAGCCAGAUGAGGAACUUCUGAAAACCAUAACGAAAUUUCGUGAUGAAGAACAAGAACAUCAUGACACUGGCAUUGAUUGUGGUGCUGAGCAGGCUCCUUUUUACAAAGCCAUGACUGAGGUCAUAAAACUGGGUUGCAAGACAGCCAUAGCCAUAUCGAAAAAGAUAUAACUGUUUAAGCUUCAGCCGUUAAGUGUAAAUAUUUUCGAGCUUUAUGUGGUGAUAACGAUUUAAGUUUAAGUUUUGCAAGUUUUACCCAAAAAUAUUUCAAUAAGGUGUGUACUAAAGACUUGUGUUAAAACAUGAAGGAAUUAACAAAUUUAACAAAAUAAACUAAGCAUUUAAAAAUAAUGCAAUUACUCAA